This is a messenger RNA of Rotaria sp. Silwood1, 1296 nucleotides long. The record is from the annotation of a GenBank genome assembly. NCBI's taxonomy places the organism in Eukaryota, Metazoa, Rotifera, Eurotatoria, Philodinida, Philodinidae.
AUGGGAAUUGAUAUUAUAUGGCUUUUACCGAUUCAUCCGAUUGGUAUAACUAAUCGCAAAGGCUCACUUGGUUCACCGUAUUCGAUAAAAGAUUUUCGUGCUAUCAAUCCAGAAUAUGGUACAAUGAAUGACUUCCAUCGUUUAGUUUCAGAAAUUCAUCGACUAGGUAUGAAACUCAUGAUAGACAUCGUCUAUCGACAUACUAGCCAUGAUUGUUCAUGGGUAAAAGAACAUCCAGAAUGGUAUAUAAGAGAUGAAAAGGACAAUGCCAUUUGUCUAAUUCCUCAAUGGACGGAUAUUUUGGAUUUGAAGUUCGAAGGAAACGAAACGACAUUAUGGCCUGAACUAAUUGAUAUACUCAAGUUUUGGUGUGAACAUGGUGUUGAUGGAUUUCGCAUGGAUGUUGCUUCUUGUGUUCCCAUGGAAUUCUGGCGACAAGCUAGACGUUCCGUGACCGAAGCAAAUCCUCGUUGUAUUUGGUUGGCUGAAUCCAGUUGGUUUAGUGCUAUGAAAAGUUAUCGUGAUCAAAACGGAUUAGUCCAUACAGAUGCAGAACUUUAUGAAACUUUUGAUGUAUGUUAUGACUAUGAUCUGUAUGUGGCGUGGCGCGCUGCAGUGCAAGAGGCCAUUCCGAUCAAAUCCUAUCUCGAACUUGUUCGUCUUCAAACAUUCAUCUAUCCAAAAGACUUUAUCAAAAUGAGAUUUGUUGAAAACCAUGAUCAAGAUCGAAUUGCGCACAUCUGUCGAGACAAUCCAUGGAAAGCACUGGCAUGGACAGCUUUUAGUGCAUUCAAUAAAGGAUGCUUCUUGGUAAACGCUGGUCAAGAAACGGAACAAAUAAAACUUUCAUCUCUGUUCGAAAAAGAUUGGGUUGACUGUAGAGAAGGACGUUCACUUGAAGAGUUUACACGCAAGCUGAUACAAAUCAAGAAACAUCCGGUGAUCGACGCUAAAGGAGCCAGAUUAACGUUGGCCCAUCAUAGCCCAUGUAUUGUGGUCAUAUGGGAGGUUGCAUCAACCUGUGAAGGUCUCAUCGGAGUGUUCAAUGUGACACAAGAAGCCAACAAUGAGCAACUCAUACUGAUUCCCAAUUUGCCCGAAGGUAAUUAUGAAAAUUUAUUCGUCGAUAUGGGCGUGAACGCACUACUCGAACAUGAAUUUCGAACAGUUUCAGUGAAUAAGAAUAGUAUGCUGCCUGUACCCAUGGUUGCCACUGUUCUUCAUUAUACUGGUGUUCUUCUCCAUCCUAAACCAUUUUAUAGUGAAAUAUUCGAUUUUAACUACAGACAUACGUAA